Teleopsis dalmanni is the source of this 1182-nucleotide messenger RNA. RefSeq lists its product as uncharacterized. The transcript has 3 exons. Gene Ontology annotation, molecular function: zinc ion binding; nucleic acid binding. Bases 1 to 1182 code for a protein of 393 amino acids. Lineage: Eukaryota; Metazoa; Arthropoda; Insecta; Diptera; Diopsidae. The record is from RefSeq and is a predicted model, not a curated record.
AUGAUUUUGAAAAAAGGGUCAAGUUUGUCAACAGAAGAACUUAACUGCAGGCUUAGUUUGACAGAAAAUUACUUCAAACAGUUUCUGAGUGUGCAAGCAGAUAUCGAUAAACUAAACCAAGGUGCAGAUACUUCUUCAAGCGAAGCAAUUACAGCAGAAGUUGAAGAUGCAUUUGUGGCCACGAAAGCAAAAAUAAUGAGUUUACUAAAAAAAAGAAAGUUAUCACUGGUAGAUGUCAAUGCAACGAAUACAACAUCGUUAUUGCCGGGCCCAAGAAGUCAUCGGGAAGUAAAAUUACCGAAAUUUGAAGGGAAGUAUAGCGAAUUUCCGAAAUUUAUAGCCUUGUUUAAUAAAUUAAUCAACCAGGAUGAAAUGCUUGAUGACUGCGAACGAUUUUUGAUACUUAAAGAGCACUUGGGCUCUAAGCCGCUGGCAGCUAUUGACGAUUUUGAUGUCACAGAGGACAAUUACCCCAAAGCACUCGAUCGAUUGAAGGAAUGCUUCGAUAAAAAGGCGUUGAUAAAUGUAUUAAAUGCAGCGAAUGCACAUUUGAAUGCAAUGCUAUCAUUAGGUGAUUACAAAGAUAUAGCGAAUGCCAUGUUAAUUCAUUUGGUGAUGGAAAGAGUGGACGACGAUUCACAGGUCAAAUGGGAAGAAUCAGUGGAUUACAGGAAGCUGUCAACUUGGAAUGAAUGUUCAGCAGUUUUGACGAGGCGAUGUGAGAACCUUGAGGCAAGGGAACAUAAAGUUAAUCAAGUGAAUUCAAAGGCUGUAAACUAUCAAAAAGAGUAUAGAAAUAACCGCAACUACAAGUUUAGAAAGCUUUCUUUAAAAGAACGCUUUAUCGUAGCACGGAGAAUAAAGGUAUGUUUUACAUGUUUGAAAAGGGGACACCUUCAAAAAGAAUGCUCUGCUGUUAAAUGCUCGAAAUGUAAUUUAUCUCAUCAUCAACUUUUACAUAAAGAUUAUAUCUUGGAGCCAAAUGAACAAAGAUGCAAAAAUUGGCCAUCUACGUCAACACAGGAGACAGCUCAGUCAUCAGUUAUGAACGUAAUGACUGAAAACGAGGUUUUUUUGGCAACAGCAGUAGUAAUGGUAGCGGACAAGUUUGGCAAAUAUCACCAAAUGCGAGCCAUAUUAGAUUCUGGCUCUCAAAUGCUAGCUGUGUUGGAGACGUUGUAA